UUGAAGAAAUAUAAUAUCCACCUACUGAGACCAGGCAGCAGAAGUAGAGUCGCUCGCAGUUUUCUCGUAAUUUGAUAGUUGCAAAAACUAAAAAUAAGAAAAUGAGGGAGAUCGUUCAUUUGCAGGCCGGCCAGUGUGGAAACCAAAUUGGCGCCAAGUUUUGGGAGGUUAUCAGUGAUGAGCACGGUAUUGACCCCACGGGAAGUUACCAUGGCGACAGUGACCUCCAGCUGGACAGGAUCAAUGUGUAUUAUAACGAAGCCACAGGAGGAAAGUAUGUGCCGCGUGCUGUUCUGGUGGACCUAGAACCUGGGACCAUGGAUUCUGUGAGGUCUGGACCUUUUGGGCAGAUCUUCAGGCCAGACAACUUUGUCUUUGGGCAGAGUGGAGCUGGUAACAACUGGGCGAAGGGGCACUACACAGAGGGUGCAGAGUUGGUGGACUCUGUGCUGGAUGUGGUGAGGAAGGAGGCAGAGAGCUGUGACUGCCUACAGGGCUUCCAGCUGACACACUCCCUGGGUGGGGGCACUGGCUCAGGCAUGGGCACCCUGCUCAUCAGCAAGAUCCGCGAGGAGUACCCCGACCGCAUCAUGAACACCUUCAGCGUGGUUCCCUCUCCUAAGGUGUCCGACACCGUGGUGGAGCCCUACAACGCCACGCUCUCCGUGCACCAGCUAGUGGAGAACACAGACGAGACCUACUGCAUCGACAACGAGGCUCUGUAUGACAUCUGCUUCCGCACGCUGAAGCUGACCACGCCCACCUAUGGUGACCUCAAUCACCUGGUGUCGGCCACCAUGAGCGGCGUCACCACCUGCCUGCGUUUCCCCGGCCAGCUCAAUGCUGACCUCCGCAAGCUGGCUGUCAACAUGGUGCCCUUCCCUCGUCUUCAUUUCUUCAUGCCCGGCUUCGCUCCCCUCACCAGCAGGGGUAGCCAGCAGUACCGUGCCCUCACUGUGCCCGAACUCACCCAGCAGAUGUUCGAUGCCAAGAACAUGAUGGCAGCCUGCGACCCUCGACAUGGCCGCUACCUGACCGUGGCUGCUGUCUUCCGAGGCCGCAUGUCCAUGAAGGAGGUGGACGAGCAGAUGCUGAACGUGCAGAACAAGAACAGCAGCUACUUCGUGGAAUGGAUCCCCAACAACGUCAAGACGGCCGUCUGCGACAUCCCGCCCCGCGGCCUCAAGAUGGCCGCCACCUUCAUCGGCAACAGCACGGCCAUCCAGGAGCUCUUCAAGCGCAUCUCCGAGCAGUUCACCGCCAUGUUCCGCCGCAAGGCCUUCUUGCACUGGUACACCGGCGAGGGCAUGGAUGAGAUGGAGUUCACAGAGGCCGAGAGCAACAUGAAUGACCUGGUGUCUGAGUAUCAGCAGUACCAGGACGCCACUGCGGAGGAAGAGGGUGAAUUUGAGGAAGAGCCUGAGGAAGAACUGGCUUAAUUGGUCCCCUACUCUCCCUACUAAACCAUUCUUCUGUGAAGCAUCUUUCGUUCUUUUUCACUGUUAAGAUUAUAGAACCCCAAUAGUGGAGACUCAUUGUCAACCUUCAACUGUCAUGUUGUAGUAGUGGUAACACUAAAUAAAAACCUAUGCAUUGUGUAA
Brienomyrus brachyistius is the source of this 1601-nucleotide messenger RNA. It is a transcript of the gene tubb4bb, whose product is annotated as tubulin, beta 4B class IVb. Gene Ontology annotation, molecular function: structural constituent of cytoskeleton; GTPase activity; GTP binding. The record is from RefSeq and is a predicted model, not a curated record. Gene Ontology annotation, cellular component: cytoplasm; microtubule. NCBI's taxonomy places the organism in Eukaryota, Metazoa, Chordata, Actinopteri, Osteoglossiformes, Mormyridae. The transcript has 4 exons. The coding region runs from base 102 to 1439 and encodes 445 amino acids. Gene Ontology annotation, biological process: microtubule cytoskeleton organization; mitotic cell cycle.